CACUCUUCCAUCCCCAUAAAUACUAGUGUCCCACCAUGAAGACUCGGUACUAUAUGUAACUGUAUGUAUGACAAGGAGGAUGUUCUCAAUAAUGGUCCCGCCAAAAUGGAACCUCUUCAAGUUCAGGCGACUCCAUAGCAGGCACCUCUGUACUAUCACCGUUGGUCCUUAUUCUCCUCCACGCUUGUCUCUUCUAGCCGACCAAUGCACUUCAAUGUACCAACUCAAGCAAAUCCAUGCCCAAAUGAUCAUCACUGCCCGUAUCCACGACAAUUAUGCUGCCAGCCGCUUACUAACCUUCUGUGCUCUUUCGGAAUCCGGUAACCUUUCUUAUGCCUUAAAACUUUUUGAUAGUAUCAAUGAACCCAAUUCAUUCAUGUGGAACACUCUCAUUAGAGCUCAAGCUGGUAGCUCAACUCCCCAACAAGCCUUGCUCCGUUAUGUAAAAAUGCGAAGGCUUUGCGUCAGUCCCGGCAAACAUACAUUCCCUUUUGUACUCAAGGCUUGUUCUAACUUGAUGUGUAUUUCUGUUAGUAAACAAGUGCAUUGCCAUGUCAUUAAAUUCGGGUUGGAUUUAGAUUUGCAUGUUGUUAAUGGUUUGACCAGAGUAUAUUCUGUUUGUCGUGUAUUAAAGGAUGCACGGAGAGUGUUCGAUGAAAUUACUGAGCGAAAUUUGAGUAUUUGGACGACGAUGAUUUGUGGGUUUGCUCAGAAUGAUAGGUAUAGUGACGCUAUUCAGUUGUUUGAGCGUAUGCUUGCAGAUGGAAUCGAGCCCAAUGGAGCUACCUUGGCUUCUGUUUUGUCAGCUUGUGCUCAGUCGGAUAGUUUGCAAUUAGGAGAACAGAUUCACGUAUAUAUGGAAGAAAAAGGGAUAGAAUUAGGAGUGAUUCUUGGCACGGCGUUAGUGAACAUGUAUGCAAAGAAUGGUGCCAUAGUAGAAGCAAAGAAGUGUUUCAGUGCUAUGCGAGAAAGGAAUAUUGCAACUUGGAAUGCAAUGAUUUGUGGUUUAGCUGCUCAUGGGCAUGCGAAAGAAGCAAUUAACUUCUUUAAGAAGCUAGAACAAGAAAAAGUAAAGCCAAAUGAUAUUACACUAGUUGGGGUUCUGUCAGCAUGCUGCCAUGCCGGAUUGUUUGACUAUGGUGAAGGAAUAUUUCACUCCAUGAAAGAGUUGUAUGGUAUAGAGCCCAAGAUUGAGCAUUAUGGAUGUGUGGUUGACAUCCUUGGGCGUAAUGGGAAACUGCUAGAAGCUGAGCUGCUCAUAAGAGGAAUGGUUUUGAAGGCUGACGUGGUUAUCUGGGGAUCCUUAUUACAUGCAUGUCAGAGCCAUGGAAACAUAGAUAUUGCAGAACGAGUUGUGAAAGAAAUUCUGCUUUUGAAUCCAAAUAGUCAUGGUGUUUAUGUUGUUUUAUCUAAUAUGUAUGCAGAGGCUGGAAGAUGGGAGGAUGUGGUAAAACUAAGGAAGCAGAUGAAAGAGGGAAGCUUAAAGAAAACACCGGGUUGGAGCCUUGUAAAUGGUGCUACAUAAGUUUGUUCAUCAUUUAUAGAAUAUUUUGAAGGAGAUCGUAGUUUCGGAUUUCACGGCAAUUGCCAUUCGGACCUGUAUGUAUCACAUCUGUGUGUAAUACGACCAUCAGAUAAGUUCCUUUAGGUGGACUGGAGUUUUUGGAUUAAAGUGAAUAUCAAAACAAGUCUUACCUGAAGCAUGAACCUUCUUGCGUCCUUAUUCAAUCUUUGUUGAAUGGGCUUCCUGUAACCAGAAUGACAUGGCAACAUUAGCACUUUCUUUGACAUUCCUCAGGCAGUAUUACCUCUCUCAGGAAAACUUUUUAGGCUCCAACGGCUCCGUCCAAAAUUCUGGAGGAGGAUUCACAUUAAUAAUGUUGAAGAUGACAAUAUCCUAUGACGGAUAAGAGCUACUUGAGUAGAAGACAUAUACAAGCAAGUCUCAGAAAGAGGAUAUUUUGAAGACCAAGGGAUAAUCCACAGCAGCUUUAAUUUCUCUUGAUUGUAAAGAGAACCAUACCUGGGGGCGCUCCAGCUUUCUGCUGCUGGAUACGAGCAUUAUUGCAGGGACAAACAAGCAAUGCUGCCGGUUCAAGAAAUUACGAUGAAAAAAUACUUAUUUUAAGUGGUACCGCAAACAUAAAACUGCUUACUUUUUCUCAGUUCCCUGGCUCUUCAGAUUGCUCCUGAUAAUGGUAUUACUCUUUGAAACAUAGGUAUAAUGAGAAUCCGGGAAAUCCGUAGAUAUUCUAGAUAGUACAAUUCAGACCUGGGAUUGUAAUCGAGGAACUUUUCCCAAAGGGCAAAGGCACACCUGAUAUCAUUGCUGGGAGCCACAAAUGUGUGAAAGAAAAAUCUGAUUAGGAGGGUUCUGUUGCAUUAAUCUGCUUAACUUAGCAUGUCGCAGCAAUGGAACCAGGAUGGCAAAUUGUCAUCGAAUGACAGUGGAAAGUCAGGAUGUCCCACAACAUUUAGCUUCCAAAGCCAGACAAUAAAGGUGCUGUCUUUCUUCCUCAUCAGAUAUUGAUGUUGCUUUAGCACUUCUGAUGGAAUAAUACGACGUACUGUUCUAUUUUUUCUACGCCUUGUAACCUUCAUGCAUUUACAUCUUGCUGUCUAGCUCCAUGCAUGAAAUGAUACUUUGGCUCAACCAAUUGGACAUACUGUACUCCAUUUCAAUCAAGAACCUUUGCUGUCUGCUCCACUUCUGUUCCCAUUCUGACAGUCGGUAUUCCAGUCAGAUGUUUUGGUUGAGUACUACUAACAUCUUAUUAAUGCCGCAAGAAUUCGCAUCCGACAGAAGUUUAUACUAUCAAUUUUAAACUGGAGAACAUUUGAUUCAGCGAGGAAAUAUUACCCUGUAAAGUUGGUCAGUGUUUGGUAUUUCUACUUGUUACUGCUGUUUACAAGGAACACCAAAUUGCAAGUUGUGCAGUCUGUCCAAACCAAACACUUAAAAGUAAAGUUUUAACACAAUUAUUUUGGUA
This is a messenger RNA of Nicotiana tabacum (common tobacco), 2990 nucleotides long. NCBI's taxonomy places the organism in Eukaryota, Viridiplantae, Streptophyta, Magnoliopsida, Solanales, Solanaceae. The record is from RefSeq and is a predicted model, not a curated record.